Messenger RNA from Rotaria sp. Silwood1, 345 nucleotides. Lineage: Eukaryota; Metazoa; Rotifera; Eurotatoria; Philodinida; Philodinidae. The record is from the annotation of a GenBank genome assembly.
AUGCGUCAUAUUCUUUCACAUUCAUCUGGUCUUAGAUCAAAUUAUGAAGAAGAAUUUUAUCAUGGAAUACCAGGAGAUAAUUUCUUUAAAACACAUUUAAUCGAUGUUACCCUUCGAUAUUUAUUAAAUAAAGCAAGUUGGUUAUCUGAAGUAACAGCUGAACAUUAUGUUUACAAUGUAUCAUUGCUAAAUAUUUAUUAUCAAAUAGCAUCACAAAUAAAUAUUGUUCAAGCUUCGGAUGAAACUGAAUGGCUUUAUAUAUCUCAUUAUGGUAUUAGUGUUUAUCCAUCAGCUAUGCUUCGUGUCAACUCGUUCUUUAUCAAUUCAUCUUCAAUCUUUUCUUAA